AUGGUCUCACAGUGCCUGCAAUUUGCCGAGCGUCUUCGCUACCACCCAGGCAUUGACAGUUUUGAGUCCGCCAUGGAUGGUGGUCGCUGUGGUCUCGGCACCGCAGCGGCGGAUCUCCGGACAACUCGUCAGUUCGCCUGGGUAGAUCGCCUUCGUGAGGUCUACGACCGUCUGUGUGGUCAGGUGAGUUACCUCCUGAGGGGGGUUGUUUCGCAGCAGGAUUCUGUCUGCCUUAAAAGCUGUGCGCGUUACUUACUGUUUAUCUGCAGCCAUUUCAGUCGCAAAUUCUUGCUUUUUGCUAUUUGUUGUUACUAA
Dibothriocephalus latus is the source of this 315-nucleotide messenger RNA. The record is from the annotation of a GenBank genome assembly. NCBI's taxonomy places the organism in Eukaryota, Metazoa, Platyhelminthes, Cestoda, Diphyllobothriidea, Diphyllobothriidae.